Echinostoma caproni is the source of this 1209-nucleotide messenger RNA. NCBI's taxonomy places the organism in Eukaryota, Metazoa, Platyhelminthes, Trematoda, Plagiorchiida, Echinostomatidae. The record is from the annotation of a GenBank genome assembly.
AUGCGGGGUUUGAGUUGUAAGCGGGGUCGUGCUUUGUGUGCCCCGUUGGUGCUGCUAUUGCACACAGAAAAGCGUCAGUUGAAACCGAUUGCCAUUCAGUUACGACAUGAACCGGAUGAUACCAGUCCCAUCUUUCUUCCCACGGACCCGGUUCAUGUUUGGCUUCAAGCUAAGCUGUGGGUCAAUCUAUCGGACGCCUGCCAUCACAUGGUCGUGGGACGCUUGCUUACACACAUGAUUUUAGAAUCAGUGUAUGUCUCUUUGCGACGUAAUUUGGCUCAAUCACAUCCGAUCUAUCAACUACUAGCUCCGCAUUUUCGCAGUAUUCUUCCUGUCACACACAAACUCAAAGAGUGGAUGUUCGAAAAUGGUUGGAUCGCACGAAGCAUACAGCUCACACACAAAGGAAUCAAGCAACUACUGAAACGGGCGUUCAAACAGUGGCGAUUUGACACUCAAGCCAAUUUGUACCGGGAACUGGAGUCGCGCGGAGUCUACAAUCCGCAUGGCCUCGGCAACUAUCCGUACCGACAAGAUGCUCUGUUGAUUCAUCGGAUAUUUGAGAAAUACGUGAACAAGUUUGUGCGCUACGUGUAUCUGAUUGCUGUCAAACCGUUUGUUUACCACUUGUUGACAGCUCGGGGUACCGAAGACCUACUUCAAGACACAGAACUUCAGUCCUGGCGACAUGAGAUCGCCAGUCCUAUGGAGGAAGGCGGUCUGGGGCUUGCUGGUGUACCUGGGAGCUCAACAAAGGUAACUCUUCGUCAUCUAGGUGAUCAAGGGAGCGAGUUCGACAAUCUCGAUUCGACUGAGGUAUUCGGUUUGAUCACGAUCGACGAGACAGUCAAAUUCCUGGUCGGAUUGCUUCAUUUAAUCGUGAUCGUGGCCGGUUCCGCGCUCCGAUUGCCCAUGUUCGAUGAGUACGGAUUCCCAGCACACUAUCCUCUGAGUUUGUUUGGCGCACCGCCCUCUGAUCCCGGUGUUUCUGAAAGUGGUCUGUUGAAUUCCCGGAUGGCUAGCAGCGCAUCCAGUCUGUCAAAUACUUUGGGCACAGAACGGAUUGUGGCCUCGUUGCCCAAUCGUCGAAUGACCGUCGAGGUUGUGCUCUACUCCCGUCUUGCCAGUCGUGUCCAGCAAUCCUUGAUAGGGCAGUAUGAAUCUGACUUCCUGUUCAAGACUCAGGCUGUGACGAUUCUGGAAGAGUAA